UUAUAAAUAGCUCAACACUCAUUACAGGCAGCCACAUACCUCGUUAGCGCCUAAUUGUGAUAACUACCGGAGCGUGCAGUGCCGACCGAAACUCUACAUCCACAAAGGAUUUUUAUUGAAAUCUCAAUACACACAAAAAACUAUUAUAAAUAUGCAAUCUUCAAACAUUUGUAUCCUGGCCGUGUGCGCCUUUGUCCUGAUCUCCUCGAUCAAUGCUGCCCCCUUGGAUGAUUCCCAACAUGCCACUAUCCUGCGAUAUGAAAACGACAACAUCGGCACUGAUGGCUACAAUUUCAACUAUGAGACGAGCGAUGGAGUCACCCGCCAGGAGCAGGCCGAGCUUAAGAACGCCGGCACCGACCAGGAGGCGCUUAGCGUCCGCGGAUCCGUCAGCUGGGUGGCUGCCGACGGGCAGACCUACACCCUCAACUACAUCGCCGACGAGAACGGCUUCCAGCCUCAGGGUGACCAUCUGCCCCACAAUUAAGGGUGGCCCUUAAGUGCAAAGAGAAAUAAUCAGUAUUUGUUCAUUUUGUAAAAUAUACUAACCAAUAAAAUUUUUUAAAACUAUUGUA
Messenger RNA from Drosophila ananassae, 575 nucleotides. RefSeq names its product endocuticle structural protein SgAbd-6 (gene Cpr65Av). Gene Ontology annotation, cellular component: chitin-based extracellular matrix. Lineage: Eukaryota; Metazoa; Arthropoda; Insecta; Diptera; Drosophilidae. The record is from RefSeq and is a predicted model, not a curated record. The transcript is spliced from 2 exons. The coding region runs from base 152 to 487 and encodes 111 amino acids. Gene Ontology annotation, molecular function: structural constituent of chitin-based larval cuticle.